AUGGUUAAUCUUAGUCCUAAUUUAAAGCGAAUUUUUUCUGCAUUUGUAAUUUUUUCUUUUGGAUAUCUUGGAUAUCUAGUCUUUUUUAAAGAAGGACCAGACUUUAUGGAUUAUAGAGUAUACAUAAAAGAUGUAGCAAGUUAUGUUGUCUUAGCUACACAAUUAGGUGGCAAAGUUGUCUAUGAUUUAUACAAUGAAAAAAGUUUAGAAUUAAAUAUAAAAUCAAAAGGAAAGUUAGAUGUUGGAAUUCAGGAACUUUUUACUGAUGCUGAUGUUAAUUCAAAUGCUAUAAUGAUAAAGGUAUUAAGUCGACUUCCAAAUAUCCGUGUCAUUUCAGAAGAAAAAGAACCAGCUGGAAAAAAUUUUAAUCUUGAUAAGUAUGAAGAGUUUAGAAGACCAUUUUGGGCAGAGAUGAAAGAUGUUAUUUCACAAUUACCAGAAGAUUCAUUUGAAGUUUCUAAGCUUAAUAUUUGGAUUGAUCCAUUAGAUGCUACUCAGGAGUAUACUGAAGGCCUGACACAGUAUGUCACGACAAUGGGAUGUGUAACAUAUAAGGGGGAACCAAUUUUUGGUGCAAUCUAUAGACCAUUUUAUAAUGAAACGAUCAUUGGUUAUGGUUUUGGUAAUAAUAGAUGGGCUGCUACUAAAGUAUAUAAAGGUGAAAUUUCAAAAGAAGAAUGGUCAAAUGCUCCCAAAAAGGUUGUUGUUUCAAGAAGUCAUGCAGGAGAUGUUAAAGAUGUAGUUGUAAAAUCUUUAGGUAGUGAAUAUGAAGUAGAAGGAGCUGGUGGUGCUGGAUAUAAAGUUUUACGUCUUCUAAAUGGAACUGCUAUGUAUUAUAUUCAUUCUACAACUAUAAAGAAAUGGGAUACAUGUGCAGGUCAUGCAUUAUUGAAGUCUGUUGGUGGUGAUAUAGUUAAAUUCGAUGGACAACCUAUUGAUUAUACUGUUGAUAAGGACGAAGAUAUUUAUAGUAGAAAUGGUCUCGUAGCUGCAAUUACAAAUCCAUACACUACUGUUAAAAAUGCUAUGAAUAUAGAAAAAUUUAAUAAAUUAACAUGGGAGAGAUUUCAAAAAAGAGAUGACUAUCUUCGAUUAAUGAAAAAUGUUGAAACAUUACUGGAUAACUACAGAUUUAAUCUUGCAAAAAUUCGUGUAACAUCGGGAUACAAUUACGCCCUAGAGAACCAGAAAAACAUUGGUGAUUUAGAAUUAGAACCUGUUUUGUAUUGUUUAAUAAGUAAUGAUGAGGUUUUUUCACUAGAAAAUGUUAAUAUUUUGUGUGAAAAAGAAACUAGCAAAAAUAAUAAAGAUAUUACACCAAAGAAAAAUUUAUUCAGACCAUUUGGUAUGUUAGAAAAUAUUUAUGUCAAAAAUGCAAGAAAAUCAAUUGAACAAGUAUUAUCCUUAUCUUGUGAAUUGGCAACAUUAAGAAAAGAACUUUUAAUUUUAGAUAAAGAGUAUUAUGCCGCAAGGGAUACUUUAGAAUUUUGUUAA
Messenger RNA from Strongyloides ratti, 1494 nucleotides. Its product is annotated as Inositol monophosphatase 3. Gene Ontology annotation, cellular component: endomembrane system. The record is from RefSeq and is a predicted model, not a curated record. Gene Ontology annotation, molecular function: 3'-nucleotidase activity. NCBI's taxonomy places the organism in Eukaryota, Metazoa, Nematoda, Chromadorea, Rhabditida, Strongyloididae. Gene Ontology annotation, biological process: phosphatidylinositol phosphate biosynthetic process. The transcript has 3 exons. Bases 1 to 1494 code for a protein of 497 amino acids.